Molecule: messenger RNA, 1827 nt
Organism: Trichomonas vaginalis G3
Lineage: Eukaryota; Parabasalia; Trichomonadida; Trichomonadidae
Product: protein kinase protein
Exons: 1
Coding region: 1-1827 (608 amino acids)
Biological process (GO): protein phosphorylation
Molecular function (GO): protein kinase activity; ATP binding
Source: RefSeq, a predicted model, not a curated record
AUGGAAGUAGCAAAUCAUUUAUUCGAGCGUAAUCGAAUCAGCAAAGAACGGGAGGACAUUGGUAAAGGUUCAUUUGGUAUUGUCUACAAAGCUACAGAUCUAAAAACUAAUAAAAUCAUUGCAGUAAAACAAAUCCAAUUUAACGACCCAAAACUUUUCCUCAGAGAAGUCGGAAUUAUGGCGAAAAUCAACUAUCCAUCAAUCCUUCCAUUUUUAGGCUGUUGUCUCUCACAAGAUCCCAAUACAAGGCCUCAUUUAAUUAUUACUGAAUAUAUGCCAAAUAAAUCAUUAGACACAUACAUAAAUCAAGCCAUUAAAGGCGAUGAGCUUCCAAACUGGGGUCCAACAGAAAAAACUAUUCAAAUGAUCGGAAUCGCAGCUGCUAUGCGUUAUUUGCACAGAAACAACAUUCUUCACAGAGACUUAAAGCCAGCGAAUGUAUUACUCAACGAAAACUUAGAACCUUUCGUUUGCGAUUUUGGUUUGUCAAAAUACGUCGAAGAUGUCAAUGCUGCUACUGAUCAGACAGUAAAUGUUGGUACUCCUGUUUUUAUGGCUCCAGAAGAAUACACAUCUAAAUAUUACAACAAAUUGGUCGAUGUUUACGCUUAUGGCAUUCUUUUGUACAAUCUAUUGACAUUACGGAGACCUUUUGAUGGUGAAACAUGUCAUAGCAUCUUUGUGAAAGUUUCUCAAGGCUAUCGACCAGAGUUUCCAGAAGGAUUUUCUCCAUUAUACACAGAACUCAUAGAGCAAUGCUGGGCGCAAGAUCCUAAGACCAGGCCAACAUUUGACAUGAUAUUCAACGUUCUUGAAACAGAAAAAUUCUACUUACCCGGUUCAGAUUUUCAAAAAGUUCACGCUUACAUCGACAAGCUUCAAAAGGCCGAGAAAAAGAUAGUCGAAGAUUACAAGAACGACAUUGACAUGUUAGAAAGACAGAUUCUCCAGCUCAAAUCCCAACAAAUCACUUCUGAAUGUAAAUUCGGAGCCGGAAUUGCUCAAACUCUCAACGAAAAUCGUACGAAUUUAUUCGAAAACAAAUACAUCUACUCACGAUCAUCUUUCGACAUACAUUACUGUCUUGGAGAUAAUGCAACGGGAUUCUUCGGUAUGAGCAGCAAAAGAUUGUUUAUACAGUUCGACUUUAAGGAACCAGUUACAAUUCAAGGCUUAAAAAUCACUUCCUACGACGAUAGCUUCAAAUCAAAUUGGAAAUUGAUUUCUUACGACGAGAAUGGCGUAGAAACCAUGGUAUACAGAUGUUUGAACCAUCUCGAGAACGGCAGAUCUAUUUCUACUGGUUUAAAGCCAUUUAGAGCUAGUUCUGUCAGAAUUGAGAAAACUGGAGAGCCAGAUACACUUUCUAUCAAGACAAUCGAGUUCUUUGAUAGCCAAGGACCAAUAUUCCAAAGAAUGCUUGAAGAAUACCAUCUUUUCAACAUUCCUGUUAUUAUUACUUCAACAAACUACUUCCCGAACACUCUUUUCAAUCCAGCAAGCGAAAUAGAGGUAUUCACAUACGCCGGAAAGGAUAAUUGGAUACAACUCGCUCUGGAAACUCCAAUUCAAAUUCGUGGCUACAGAAUUAAGAGAGAUCCUCAAAAUAAAAUGCACGGAUGGAGCAUAAUUGCAUCAGCCGAUGCUAAGAAAUGGGUAGAACUCGAUAAAUGCCACGAGGAAACGCCAGGAGAAUUUGGAAGAUUAAUUGAAAAGGAAGUUAAGGCUGAACAGCCAUUUAAACUGUUCAGAAUUGUUCCCGAGACACAAACAUGGGAGAAAUCUCGUGUUUGCGGUUGCAUUUGCCAUUUUGAUGUUUUUGCUUAA